GCGUUGCUUUUCCCCCGGGGCGGCCGCAUUACAGUGUUACUGCCAUCUAUGUACAAAAGACAACUUCACAUGUGUGACAGAUGGGCUAUGUUUUACCUCAGUAACACGAACUGCAGACAAAGUCAUACACAACAGUAUGUGUAUAGCAGAAAUCGAUCUGAUUCCCCGAGACAGGCCGUUUGUUUGUGCCCCCUCCUCCAGAGAUGGAGUCAUUACUGUGCCUCAUUGCUGUGACAGAGACCACUGCAAUAAAAUAGAACUUCCAAUUCCAACACCAGGCCCUACUCCAGGAAAACCAGCUUCUAAUCUAGGACCUGUGGAACUGGCUGCUGUCAUUGCUGGACCUGUCUGCUUUGUCUGCAUUUCACUAAUGUUGAUUCUAUAUCUUUGUCAUAAUCGUACUGUAAUUCAUCAUCGUGUGCCAAGUGAAGAAGAUCCCUCACUGGAUCGUCCCUUUAUAUCGGAAGGAACUACUUUAAAGGAUUUAAUUUAUGAUAUGACAACUUCAGGCUCCGGGUCAGGUUUACCUUUACUUGUGCAAAGAACAAUUGCAAGAACUAUAGUACUUCAAGAAAGCAUUGGUAAGGGUCGCUUUGGAGAAGUCUGGCGAGGGAAGUGGAGAGGAGAAGAAGUUGCCGUGAAGAUCUUCUCUUCAAGAGAAGAACGCUCAUGGUUUCGCGAAGCAGAAAUUUAUCAAACAGUUAUGCUACGACAUGAAAACAUUCUUGGAUUUAUAGCAGCAGACAACAAAGACAAUGGUACAUGGACUCAGCUGUGGUUGGUGUCAGACUAUCAUGAGCAUGGAUCACUCUUUGAUUACCUGAACAGGUAUACAGUAACAGUGGAAGGAAUGAUAAAAUUAGCUUUGUCCACUGCCAGUGGUCUUGCUCAUCUUCACAUGGAAAUUGUUGGCACGCAAGGCAAACCAGCGAUUGCCCACAGAGAUUUGAAAUCAAAAAAUAUAUUGGUAAAGAAGAAUGGAACAUGCUGCAUUGCGGACCUAGGGUUGGCAGUUAGGCACGAUUCUGCUACAGACACAAUUGAUAUUGCCCCAAACCACAGAGUGGGAACAAAAAGGUACAUGGCACCUGAAGUUCUAGAUGAUUCCAUAAAUAUGAAACAUUUUGAGUCAUUCAAACGAGCAGACAUCUAUGCAAUGGGAUUAGUGUUUUGGGAAAUAGCUCGGCGAUGUUCAAUUGGUGGAAUCCAUGAAGAUUACCAGUUGCCGUACUAUGACCUCGUUCCUUCAGAUCCUUCUGUUGAAGAAAUGAGGAAAGUUGUGUGUGAGCAGAAGUUAAGGCCCAAUAUUCCAAACAGAUGGCAGAGCUGUGAGGCAUUACGAGUAAUGGCAAAAAUUAUGCGGGAAUGCUGGUAUGCCAACGGAGCUGCUAGGCUAACAGCUUUGCGCAUUAAGAAAACAUUAUCGCAACUUAGUCAACAGGAGGGGAUAAAGAUGUAAUCCUGGAUUUGCUACCGAAGAAUACUGUAAAAAUCCAUAUCUGCACCAGAGUGGCGUGUUAAGAAGGUUAAUUGUUCUACCUCAUUGGGGGAACAGAAGGAUAUUGCUGCCUUUUAGUGCUUCAUAGGAACGUCACUUACUAGGAUUUUUGUGGACGUGCUAAACAGUUGUGUUGGGUCCUUUCCGUGCACUAUGAACCUCUUUCCCAGGUUACUUACAAAACAUGGUGUAGUCUAGUUUUAUUUUAAUUAACCUAUAAUUUUUUAUUUGGAAAGUUGAUAGCUGGUCUUAACUUCUCGUUAACUGUGCUAAAAAUAGGAGGUCACUUUUAAAAUGGAACUGGUUCACUGUAUUGUUCUAGAGUGCAUUGAUGGCUCUCUAAGCAGCUUUAUUCCUGGCUGGUACAUUGACUAUUCUGAACCACUGUCAUGGUUCUUUGAUUCAGAUUGUGAAUGUACUGUUGGAGUAUACUUUGCUAGCUAUUAAGGUAGUAUAUCUCUUGGACUCUUACCUUGAUUUACAAAUUGACCUCAUUCAGUUGUGGGAACAUAAUUUAUGCAACUAUACUUUAUACGUGAUUACUGGGGUUUUUCCACUUUCUCAGAACAUUACAUUGCCUUCAAAAUAGAUUGUAUUAUACCAGUAAGUGCCGCUUUUGAGUCUUUUAAUGCAGAAUAGUAGGAGCGUACAAAGCCGAUGGUACUUUUGGUUUCAAAAAUACAAGUUAAAAAUCAAUCGUUCCUUUGCCUAGCUAAGAUCUAAUUCACACUCGUUUUCAGCAAGUGAGCACAUGAUUCAUGGAACACCUUUAAUUUUACCAAAAUCUGACUCUUUAAACCACUGUAGGAGUUUUAAAUAGUGUAAGCUAGUUAAUUCACUGUCAUAUUUUGUAAUUGUCAAGUCAUCAGUCAUAAUUAUAUAUAAGAUUUUUUUUUUAAUCAAGUGGUACUUCUAAAACGCUUGAAGUACCUAUCUACUUCAGAAAAGUAGCAAGAGGAGUAAGGUGUUCUUAAGGGAGAUUUUGCUCCAUUAAAUCAAAUAUGAAAAGCUUAUUUUCUGUGCAGUUCUGCAGAGUCUUUAAGGCUCAAAGAACAAUAUUUGCAAUUAAACAAGGAUUAAGUGCACCUGUAAUUAGGGAGAAGUUAUUUGGGCUUUUGUACUAGAAAGUUCAAAGCUGCUUAUAAAUUUUAUGUGCAUAUAUUUUGUGUGUGCCUCAUACACAGAAAGUGGUGAGCUACAGAAAGUGGUGAGCUGCAGGUCUUUGGAUACAAAUACCAGAGGAUUCCAGCAAUCCUCUUCAUAGUUACAAGAACAAAGCUUAUGGUGGCUUGUGUUGUCAUAAGAACGCAGAAGAAUAUGCAUGGCUUUAGUCAAGAUUUGCCUGAGAUUUUAAGGAUAUUACAAGAUUUUUGCAAACCCGUUUAGAAAUUGAAUUGCUUCCUGCCCGAAUGUACGACUUCUGGAAGGAACUGGGGGACUUAAUAUGGAAAAUUCUCUUUAAAAAAACUGCUGUUACCAGGAUAUUUUUUUUUAAUUGCAGUUUUAGGAGGAGUCCGGUUGACCUUGGUUUCAUUAAUGCCUGAAACACUCAGUUGUAUGUCAGUAUGUAAAAGUGCCUGGUAAAUAAUAUGCCACCUAACCUCCUACUUUCCAGAACACAUCAGUAUCCAUCCUGUUGUGCAACAUGCUCGGCAACCUUCACUCUGCUUCCUUUUCAUCCUUCAGCACACAGUCCACUGAGAGAGAGCUUCUCACAAAGCCAGUAGCAGCGGCAGGGUGGUUCCUAACAGAAGCAUAGUCGAGAUUGUAUUCUGUGGUCUGUGAUAUGUGGUAGUUAAAGCAGUAAGAUGGAUGGGUCCUAGCAAGAAGAGGCUAUAUAGGUGACGUGAGGCUUAGCCAAGAUGAACCUUAGCACUUUGCUAACUCUUGCGUAUUUCCAAAUUCUUAGUGCUUGCUUGGAGGUAGGUUUAACUGAUGUGGGAAUUACAGACCUUCAGAGGUUGAACUGCAAAUAAUGAAAUGCUUUAUUCAACCACCUUUAUGGGUGAGUUUACUCGUACUGGAAGGUGGCAUCCAGGAAAAGAAGAAAAAGUAAGAGAAGUUCUUGGAAAACAAUUGAUUUUAAACAUAUGUACAGCUGUCGUGCUUACGUUUGUUUAGCAUUAUCUGACCAGUCAGGCUUCUGUGCUUCAGGCCUCUAUCAGUCAAAGCUGCACCAAAAAUGACUUCGUGUAGGUAUUUUAAAUAAACAAUGCCUUUGUGCAAAUGGACAGCUGUGCACCACAGAGUUUUUUCAAUUAUGACUGUUCUAAAAAAAUGAUUGAAUAUAACUAAACUCCCAAGUCUAUGUACUUCGCAUGCCUCUAACAAGUUCUAUGUAUCUAGACAAAUAUUUAAAGAAAACAGGUCAGCAUCAAAGUAGAAUUUACUAAUCUCCAUACUAAUUUCAAAGGCUUUCUAUUUAAACAAUUAAACUUUUUGAGUUUUUCAUAGGCGUAACUGGAUCUUUACCAUAGAUGCAAAUGGUAUAGUUCAUACUUUAGAAUCAUCAGACUGCUGGCAUGCUUCAGAUCUUUAAGGUAAUCUUGAUGGUAACAUGAGAGAGCUUCCAAUAUAAUUCAUCAAAUAAUUUCAUUAGUAGCUUUUUUUAGCACCUACAAAACCUUAUCACCGUAACGUUUAGUUUCCUAAAAUAUAAGGAGCAGUUCUGUUGCAUUUAAAAGAGAAUCUGUGGCAGCUGAACAGCAUCAUCUCAUGUUACAUCUGUCUCAUCUCAUUCUUCAGUCUUCAUUCUCCUGAAUUGCUAGCAACUAUUCUUAUAUUGUUCUAAUUUUUCCCUUUGUAAUGGAAGCUUGCAAAAACAAAGCACAGGAAGGAUGCUUGAUACAGUGUGUGAUGUUAGGAGUGUUAUUUUGGGACAACCUUAUUAUUCAUAUUGGAAUGCUGAACAGGACAAUUCUGAAUAGAGCUAUAUGUAUCCUCAGUUCUGACACCACAGCUUCAAGCUUUGUUCUUCUUUUCCAUUAUAUAAACUGAACACCUUUUACAAAGGCUGUGUCUGUAUAUAUUAUGUAACUUUAAAUGUUACCUGUGUAAGAUCAUAUCUUAUAUAUAUGGACACAGGUACACAUAAGUAUUUUUUAAAUUAAGAUUGUAAUAUCACCAGAUCUGCUCUUGGAAAUCCAGGGGGACCAAAAUAUUUUAGCAUUCAAAAUAUUAAUUUUGUAUCAUUUCAAGUAUAUACCAAAACAGUUUCUGAUGAAUACUGAUGCAAAUGUUUAUUGUAAAUAUUACAUACAUUAUACAUUCACUUAAGUUUUUGUGGAUUUAAUCAAUUUGACAUUUUAGUAGCAUUGAAGCCUCAGUUUGGUUUACAGACUUGUGACCGGGUGGAUGUGGACAUGGAGAAUAAGGAGCAUUGGAAAUGGUCUGAUGCUGAAAAGCCCAAAACAUUGUGUUUGGAAUGCUGGAAUUCUUCAGGGACCUUCCGACCUUAAAAGCUGGAAUUCUGGGAUGUUUCUCAAGCUGACUUUCCAAGUAUGACACACUGUCACCCUCCAAUGGUUCCAUUUGUAAUCCUAAGAAAGACUUUGUAUAUAGGUAAAGACAUUGGGAUUGACUGUGUGGGAACAUGAAGGUGUCAAAUGAAAUAAGAGGCUAUUUUAUUUUUUUCAGUAAUGGUUCUGAGUGUGAUUGCCAUGAAAUUCACCUUUUAGUUAGUUCCUUGUUUAUAUCGUGCCAUUGAAACGAUUGCAAGGUGUUAAUCAUUUUGUGUUUUAAAACAAAAAAACUUCACCAUAUCAGUUGCUUUAAACUCAAAUUACCUCUUAAAAGACCAAGGUACAUUUACCUCAUGUGUAUAUAAUGUUUAAUAUUUUUCAGAACAUUCUCCAGGUUUGCAGUUACAUGUUUCUAGAAACAUGGGUAUUACUAAAUUUACAACUUCAGCGGUACUAAAUGUAUUAUCUGGUGCCCCAAAACACUUUAAUUUUCUGUAUUUUAUUGUAUUAGCAAGUUUGCUGCUUUGUCACUGUAGCACCUGCCCUUACAUAGCUGUGUGGAUACUGCCUUGUAAAUUUUACUUUUUGGAUGAUUUGAGGAUCCUGUACAGAUGAGUGUCACUUUUUUUUAAACCUUACAAAAUUGUGCAUUUCCCUUACAUUUCUGAAAAUAUGUAUUGUAUUUGUAGAGUAUACAUUUCAAUGGAUUGUAAAUAGGACAGUAGAAGAGUGGAUGCUUAUGUUAAGUCCUAACACUACAGUAGAGAGAUUAAAGCAGUGAAAAUAAAUAACUUUUUUCAAAA
Molecule: messenger RNA, 5762 nt
Organism: Harpia harpyja (harpy eagle)
Lineage: Eukaryota; Metazoa; Chordata; Aves; Accipitriformes; Accipitridae
Gene: TGFBR1
Product: transforming growth factor beta receptor 1
Exons: 9
Coding region: 137-1459 (440 amino acids)
Biological process (GO): transforming growth factor beta receptor signaling pathway; protein phosphorylation; cellular response to growth factor stimulus
Cellular component (GO): activin receptor complex; plasma membrane
Molecular function (GO): transforming growth factor beta receptor activity, type I; SMAD binding; ATP binding
Source: RefSeq, a predicted model, not a curated record